Molecule: messenger RNA, 6009 nt
Organism: Branchiostoma floridae (Florida lancelet)
Lineage: Eukaryota; Metazoa; Chordata; Leptocardii; Amphioxiformes; Branchiostomatidae
Exons: 6
Coding region: 167-5107 (1646 amino acids)
Molecular function (GO): protein binding; [protein-PII] uridylyltransferase activity
Source: RefSeq, a predicted model, not a curated record
CUGAAACUGAAAAUCGCUUCCGCGUUUCUAACUUUCAGUUCAGUUCAGGUAACGUUUACACAUAUUGUCCUCUCCAAAAGUGUUACCUCAAAGGUUUAAAAGCAACUUGGUCAACCAUUGUCUAGGACAUAAAAUAUGCAGGAAGCAGAAGCACCAUACAGUUGACAUGAAGUCGGACAAGACAUUUGAUGGAGGAGCUGGUGUUGAAAUAGAGGCUAUGAAGAGGAGCCAUACAGCAGCACUGGUACAAGCCAUUGCAAAUCAAGACAAGACACGUGAAGUUGAUGCUUUGAGGAGUCUUGGCGAUGCAAGUUUUCAAGAAGGCUGUGCAAACAAGACUGUGGCAGACUUAAAGAAAUCAUCAGCUCUGUACAGCGCUGCUCUAAGAAAAUGCAAAGAUGCUGGUACAAGAGAGGCACUUGAAGGUCGAGUCAAAGAGGCAGACAAUAAAGUCACCACACUCCUAUCCAUUGACAAAAGCCAAAAGCACAAGAUGACCAAAUCCCAGUCACAAGGAAUGACAAUAUCAAACGUCUCUGAAAUACUGUGCUCCUUAGACAGUGUACUGGAGAACGGAAGUGACUUGGAUCUAGUCAAAAUUGGCUAUGAAGAUGUCUUAGUGUCUGCCAUAGUGAACGACCACACAUUGCUUGAAGUUGAAGCCUUAAAAAGUAUUGCUGAUGUAGAUCUUGAAGUAGGUCAAAUUUCUUGUGAUAGAAACAUGUUAGCAGGUGCGAUCAAGCUGUAUAAAGCUGCAUUAGAGUGGUGUAAUGAUAGUGAUGGCCAAGUGUCUUUGGUACACAGGAUAAGGUUUGCAGAAAAGGUCAAAGAAUCAGCUAUCCAAAGGACUAAUACACAUUGUAAACAACAAAGGGUCAUUCAGAAGUCAAACUUCAAACUAGCCACAGUUGCAGAGGAGUUGCUUGAGUUAGAUCUGAGUCUCGAAAGUGGCUUUUGUCUUGACGUUGUGGAGCGGGGUUAUGCAAGUAAGCUUAUCCAGGCCUUAAGCAGGGGGAAUGGAGUCCUGGAGCGUGAAGCAUUGAAAAGUCUUGGAGAUUUGUACCUACAGAAGGCUAAGAUUAGCAAGGAUAAGGAAGAAUACUUUAAGAAAGCAUGUGCCUUGUACAGUGAAGUCUUGCAACAGUGUGUUGAUGAGAAGGACCAACUAAUCAUGGAGCACCGCAUCAAAUAUGCAGAGAAGUGCACAAAGCUCACAUACUGCCCUGAAGAUGAAAUCUUAGAGACUAAAAGUUCAGUUUCAAACAUAUUGGAUGUGAUGAUGGCACUUCAUGAAGUGAGAGAGAAGUACAAGCUUAGAGGGGAGGGGGUUCAACCAUUGAUAGAAGGUUACACACAUGCAUUCCUCCGAGCAAUCAUGGAGAGAAACCAAUGGUUUAAAACAGAAGCAUUGAAAAGCCUUGGGGAUAUGUAUGUAGAGAGAGGACAAAUUAAUGAGGAUGAAGUAGACUUUGACAAAGCCAAAGGGCUGUAUGGGGCUGCACUGAAAAUAUGCAAAGAUUCCAGCCGCUCAGACCAAAGCAUCCUGAAGGACCGCAUCCAGGAUGUAAACAGGGUCAUGCAAGAGCAACAGAAGCAGCAGCAGAGGACAUCAUUGCAGAGUAGAAGUGAAGAGAAUGUCAGCCUCAUUCCUUCCCUGGCCACAAGUGAAGUUGUCAAUCAGCAUUCAACAAGUCACAGCAUUGGGGAAAGCUUCCAUGCUGCACUGUCUGCAAGCAGCAGCAUAGAAGCACACAAAUCAAAGAAUACAGACAGGCUGUACAAAGAACAUCUACAGCAGGGUAAAGAGGCACUGAAGAGAGAAGACUUAGACAUGGCAGAAGAGCACUUUGCUACUGCACUCAAGACUGUACAUAUGAGAGAUUCAAGUGCAGUCCAGUACCAAAAAGAGGCAGAACCUUUGUACAAGUUAGCCAAUGUCUAUCUCAAGAGAGGGCAGAGAACAAAAGAUGGAGGUAACUUCACCAAAGCUGCGGCACUUUGUAAUGCGGCAUCGGUUAGGGCAGGAACAGAUGUAGAGGACAAUCAGCUCACAAUGCAGACCAUAACAACAGCAUUUUGUAAGCAUGUUUUGGAGAUUGACAUCAAAGCAGAUCCUUGUGAAGCAAAGGAACACAAGAAGCAACUGAAAGAGAUGCGAGAAGAUGCUGAGAAAGGAAUCAAGGCAUUAGAUCAACAGGAUGCUCCAUAUUCACUUGGCGAGGGUGACCCAAAGAGAAUGGAAAUGGAAACAAACAGGGUGGACUUGAUCAGGACAUUGUUUGAAAGAAUCACAGAAAGCCGUAGGGCUUUCAUAGCGGAGUUAGUUGAUGAGUGUAUUAAAGAGAUGGGUGCCCCUCCCUGCAAGUAUGCUCUGAUAGGUCUAGGGUCUCAAGCUAUAGGCUUGGUUACUCCGUACUCUGAUCUGGAAUUUGCCAUCCUUGUAGAGGAUGAGAAAGAGAGCAAUGUCAUCUAUUUCCGCAACCUUACUCAUUAUCUACAUCUCAAAGUGAUCAACCUGGGGGAAACCAUUCUACCAGCAAUGGGGAUCAAGUCACUCAAUGAUUUUUACUCAGAUGACCCUGCAGACAAUUGGUUCUAUGAUUCUGUUACACCCAGAGGAUUUGCAUUUGAUGGAGCAAUGCCAAAAGCCAGCAAGACUCCACUUGGGAGAGGCAAGACUCUAACAAAACCAGCCAGUGAACUUAUUCUGAGACCACAAAAUAUGGCCAAGUUGUUGGAGAGAGAUGCUAGCCAAUAUCUGAAAGAAGGCUACCAUCUUGCCCUUAUCCUUGGAAAUGUUUCAUUAAUUCAUGGAGAUCCAGAAUUGGUUGACAGAUACAACAACCUAUUGGAUAUGUCACUUGAUGACAAAGAUAUGUCUACCCAGUUGGCGCAGGUCAUAGUGAGUGACAAUGAGGCACAGUUUAAAACUAAAGAGGUGACUGCCCGCCUGUUAGAUGUCAAAAAAGAAAUCUACAGGCUACCUACUUUAUCAGUAACCUACCUGGCACUUUUUCAUGGUAUCAAACCCACAACAAUAUGGUCAACUAUCACAGACCUAGAAAGAGUUGUAGGGCUUGAAAAUGCACAGCAUGUGAGAGUGUUAGUUGGCAUCUCAGCAGAAGUCAGGCUACGGACGUACCUCAGCAAUGGUGGGCAGAAGGAAAACAUGUCCGCCUUGUCAUCAAUGCAGGUGGGUGGAGCAAGCAGUGAGGAACUAAGGAAGGUGUUUUACUACUCAAACAAAAGACAGCUUUUGAGGUACUAUCACACAGCUAUGCCCCUAAAGAGGUUCAUUUGGAACCUUUCUACAGACCACAUGAAGAAUGUCCCUCCAUGUCUUUAUGACACGUCUCCUCAAGUGCAAGCAGCCAUAUACCAGAGGCUGUGCAUCUAUCAAGAGGCCAUCAGCUAUUAUGAAGAGGCAUUGCAGAUGAGGCAAAGUGUCUAUGGCAAGAGUGCUGCACAUCCUGCUAUUGCAACUACAAUGAGCAACUUGGCAUCAGCCUGGCAUGAUCUUGGGGAUGACAGGAAGGUUGUUCGUUACCAUGAACACACGUUGGCUAUGCUACAAAUCAUCUAUGGGCAAAACAGUACACAUCCCGAUAUUGCCACUACCCUUAACAACUUGGGGUCAACCUGGAGCAGUCUUGGAGAUAAGAGAAAAGCCAUCAGUUACCACAAGCACGCACUUAAGAUGUUCAAAGAGAUUCAUGGUGAGAGUGCCGCACAUCCUCACAUUGCUAUCUCAAUCAACAACCUUGGGUCUGCCUGGCACGGGCUUGAUAAAAGAAAGGCAAUCAACUUCCAUGAGCAAGCGCUACAGAUGAGACGAAACAUCUUGAGUGACAGCAGUGGACAUCCUGACAUAGCAACUUCACUGCACAACUUGGGAUCUGCUUGGGAGGAUCUUGGCGACUACAGGAAGGCCAUUGUGUACUAUGAGCAGGCCUUACAGAUGAGAUGUACCAUCUAUGGUAAAGAUGCUGCAUAUCCUGACAUAGCUGCCUCACUCAACAAUCUUGGAACAGCUUGGGAUAGCCUUGGUGACAAGAGAAAGGCCAUCAACUACCAUGAACAGGCACUACAGAUGAGGCAAAAGAUCUAUGGGAAGAGUUCUACACAUCCUGAUAUUGCUGCCUCACUCAACAAUCUGGGAUCGGCUUGGGAUGAUGUGGGUGAUCAUAAGAAAUCCAUUGACUACUAUCAAAUGGCACUACAGAUAUGGAAGGUCAUGUAUGGCAAGAGUGCUGUACAUCCUGACAUUUCUGCAUCAUUGAACAAUUUAGGGCUUGCCUGGGGUCAUCUAGGUGAUCAUGAGAAGGCUAUCAGCUAUCAUGAACAGGCACUUCAGAUGAGGUUUGAUAUCUAUGGCAACAGUACUGCACAUCGUGACAUUGCAACUUCACUAAACAAUUUAGGGGCUGCAUGGAGUCGUCUUGAGGGUGUGAGAAAGUUGAAUGCCAUCAGCUACUAUGAACAGGCAUUGAAUGUAAACCGACAAAUUCAUGGAGUAAAUGCUGUACAUUCUGAUGUAGCAACGUCCCUAAGCAACCUGGGUUCAUUAUGGCAAGACCUUGGUGAUGUUAAAGAGGCCAUUACCUACUAUGAACAGUCACUACAGAUGAAGCAAAAAAUCUUUGGGGAAGGAUCUGACCAUCCCAGCAUUGCUGCCUCACUUAACAAUCUGGGUACUGCUUGGGGUGCACUUGGUGAUAAGAGGAAGGCCAUCAGUUAUCAGGAACAAGCAUUACAGAUGAAUAGAAAUAUAUAUGGCCAGAGUGCAGCACGUCCUGACAUUGCAUCUAACCUAAGCUUCCUGGGGUCAGCCUGGGAAGAUCUUGGUGACUUGAAAAAGUCAAUCAGCUAUAGAGAGCAGGCACUACAGACAUGGCAGAAGAUCCUUGGUGAGAACUCUGUACAUCCUGUCCUUGCUAUCUCAUUGAACAACCUUGGCUGGGCCUGGGAGGAACUAGAUCGGGAGAAAUCAAUCUGUUACUACAGACAGGCCUUAUCCAUGAUGAAGGCUCUGCAUCAAGGGGACAGCAGUCAUCCACACAUCACAGGCAUUGAAGAAAACCUCCAGCGCUUGAUCAAUAAUGAAUAGAGUCAACCCACAUUUAAAGUCAUCUUUAUCAGCACAUCUGUUAUUAGCAAAAUAUGUUUAGUGUUUGAGGUAAAUAGACAUAUACCCACAGAUGAAGUGAUGUAUAUAUUAUGCACAGAUUGGCAGGCCAGUUGCAGUUUUGUACAUGCAAGUAGACUCAGAUUGAUUUUUAAAGCACAAUGGUGUGCAGUGCCACUGGUCAAUUCUACUUCAGAAUCUGAUACCUGUUACAUAAAAUAUUAGGAAUUGAUGAUAUUGUGUAUAAUUACCAGUAAGUAUUGUAUGCUCCUAAAUGAUCUAAUGUGUGAUUUUUUAGUCCAUGUUUGAUUCAAUUCAAAAGGCGUCAGUUUACCCCAUUACCUUAUCAUAUUUUAACAAUGAAAAACCUUAUUAAGGCAAUAUUCAUGCUGUGUAGUAGUUCAUUGGUUACUUGUAGUUAUGGUUUACUGAUUCUGGUUUUUAUUAAUUUCACAACACAAGACUGGCAUGUAAAACACAAUCUCCUUGGAAUGGUUAACGCUUUUCUGAUUAUAUACAUCAAGAAUCAUCACUUUUUCACCAAAUAAAAACAGCUUCUUGGUUUGAUUAAAUGUCUUGUUCUUUAUUCUAUGACAGCUUGAGGCCAAAGAUAAUUGCUUAAUUACUUGAUUGCAAUUAACACGUAUCAAUUCAAUGUCGUGAUGGUCAUGGAUGGCACGUACAUAAAAUACUAGGUCCUCUACAUGGUACUGUAUUGUUGUCUUUCAAAUUAUCAAACCAGCACCACAUAACAUGAAAACCUCAAUUUCAUACUUGUAUUUGACAACAAUUUCCAACUACCUGAUAUGUAACAUCAUUUUCUUGGAAUAAUAAAAUCUUGUACAGGACAGUUGGUUGCCUUUGCAAUUGCCCACUGUAAAGGU